Messenger RNA from Cutaneotrichosporon oleaginosum, 1923 nucleotides. RefSeq lists its product as uncharacterized. Gene Ontology annotation, molecular function: ubiquitin protein ligase activity. Lineage: Eukaryota; Fungi; Basidiomycota; Tremellomycetes; Trichosporonales; Trichosporonaceae. The record is from RefSeq and is a predicted model, not a curated record. Gene Ontology annotation, biological process: replication fork processing; protein ubiquitination. Gene Ontology annotation, cellular component: nucleus; site of DNA damage.
AUGCCUCUCAAACUAGAAGAUGCGCAUUGCGCAGUGUGCAUGGACAACCUCUUCGACCUGCGCGACGACCUCGACGAAGUACUGCCCAUCGCGACGCCUGACUGCGGCCACGUCUUCCACGAGAAAUGCCUGCUGCAGUGGUUCAAGUUCCAAGCCGACGCGUAUGUUACGCAACUGGGAGACCAGGGCGUCACCCUGACGCAGGCCGACGCGCCCGCCGAGUGCCCCGAGUGCCGCUCAGAAUGUUACGCCGACCCCGAUACGGGCGACCCAGCAAUCCACCGCCUGUUCAUUAACUUCAACUCGGAGGGCAAGACCUUAAAUCAGGCGCCGUCGUCCCAGCAUGUUCCGUCCAGUCCAAGCGCACGGUGGAAAAGUGCGGACAAGGACAUUAUGGGCAUGGCCCGGCGUGCGCGCGGCCUCACGGCUGAAGUGGAUGCGGCAGGCGCAGAGAGCCAUGAAGAUGACUUGCGGGGGACGCUGAAGCGAGCUGAGGCUCUUCGAGCGGACGCCGUGUCCUCAAAGGCUGCUGAGGGUUUCAAGACAUACGUUGGUAGACUCAAUGUCGCGCUCCACAGACUUCAGACUCGCCUUGAAGAACACCCCCUCAUUGGCACGCUGGAGGGGCGUGUUGCCCUCCUGGAAACCCAGCUGGCCGAGGCGCAGCGCAACCACAAGCGCGCGACCGCCGACCUGGAGCGCCGGAUGCAAAUGGAGCUGGACCGCAUGAUGGUGCAGGAGCGGACGAGGGCAGAGAAGGAGAUCUCCCGCGCGGCUAAUGAGCGGGACGCGAUGCAGCGCGAGGUCGAAAAGACGCGAACUGCGCUCGCACGCGCCCGAUCGACUGCGAGCGAGCGCGAAGACGACCUUCAAGCUAAACUUGUCGAAGCGCAGAGAAUCGCCGCGCGAGAGACAGAGGAGCGACAGAUCCUGCAGAAGGAUCUUGUGGAUCGCACAAAGACGCUGAAAUUUUGGCAAGCCAAGGCGGAGAAGCGGGGACAACUGAAGAGCAAGUACGAGGCACUGCGCGUGCAAAACGAGGCACUGCGGGCUGCCGCGCGUUCCAGUCCACAGAAAACGAUGCGCACGAGCGAUGACAAUCUCCGAGUCGACUGUUACGAGGCUGGAGAGCCUGAAGAGACUCUCGAGCUCGAAGUCGAGGAGCCGACGAUCGAGAGUUUCCUCGAAGGCAUGGGCCACGAUGGGAGGAAGCGCUCAGCCACCGAGCGCGUCAUGGUCUUCGACAGCCCAUCGCCACCAAAGAAUCGCUCCACGACUCUACGCACAUUCAAUCUGGACUCCUUGUCACCGCCGCGCUCAGCGCUUUCCCGCACCCGUACGUCGACUUCCGACACAAGGACAGCCAAGCCCCGAUUUGGAGGCGCUGAGCGCGGCCUCUCUGGUAGCAAAGCUCGCUCGGGCGCGUCUUCCAAUAUCAAUCGCAGCAAAUACUUUGAGCGCUACCCCGAACCCGUGGCGAGUGGCAGCGCGCGUGACAAGGUGGAGACAGUAGCCAGCUCCCGGGAGCGGCUGGCUGGAUCGAGGGAUGGCCCGCCGAGGGCGGAGCGCCCACGUCAUCCACCAGCGGAUGCCAGGAGCGGCCGAGGCGACAUGGCCCACCAAGAGCAGAUGGCGGCGCUUAGAGAACCGCUCCCACUCAGCCACAAAUCCAGUUCCAGUUCGCGGGUGCUCGUUGACAGUUCCAGCCCGGUCCGCGCGCCCAAGCGCUCACUGGAGGCGAUUGAGGUCAUUUCCCUUAUCGAUUCCCCGCCCAAGCGCGGGCCACUCGAGACCAGGCGCUCGGAAUUGAGGACGGUGAACAGCAUGAACAGAGAGCCGGACAUUCUGAACUACCUGGGGGUCAACAGCCAUGGAGAGCAGCGUGGUGUCGCAACGGGGACGAAAGUUCGGCGUCGGGCAUAG